Messenger RNA from Parus major (Great Tit), 1823 nucleotides. It is a transcript of the gene ALDH4A1, whose product is annotated as aldehyde dehydrogenase 4 family member A1. NCBI's taxonomy places the organism in Eukaryota, Metazoa, Chordata, Aves, Passeriformes, Paridae. The transcript has 15 exons. Gene Ontology annotation, molecular function: L-glutamate gamma-semialdehyde dehydrogenase (NAD+) activity. The record is from RefSeq and is a predicted model, not a curated record. The coding region runs from base 69 to 1823 and encodes 584 amino acids.
CCCCCCGCACCCCCCUCUCAGCGCGGUGGGUAGUGGCGGCCGCGGGCCGGGAGCGCGGCGGGGCCGGGAUGUGGCGGCAGCUGAGGGCGCUGAGGGGCUGCGGGCGGAGAUGGCAGCACCGCCCGGCCAUCCAGGUGACCAACGAGCCCAUUCUGGAGUUCAAGCCGGGGAGCCCCGAGCGAGCGGCGCUCCAGAAGGCCCUCGCUGACCUGAAGGGCAAGACCGAGGAGAUCCCGUGUGUCAUCGGAGGGGAGGAGGUGUGGACACCCACAGUGAGGUACCAGCUCUCGCCCUUUAACCAUGCACACAAGGUGGCCAAGUACUGCUAUGCCAGCAAGGAGCUCAUUAACAAAGCCAUUAACGCUGCCUUGGCAGCCAGGAAGGAAUGGGACCUGAAACCUGUGCAGGACCGGGCCCAGAUCUUCCUGAGGGCGGCCGACAUGCUGAGCGGCCCGCGGCGAGCAGAAGUGCUGGCCAAGACCAUGGUGGGACAGGGUAAGACAGUGAUCCAGGCGGAGAUCGACGCCGCUGCCGAGCUCAUCGACUUCUUCCGCUUCAACGCCAAGUACGCCCUGGAGCUGGAGCAGAGCCAGCCCCUCAGCGUGGACAUCAGCACCAACUCCAUGGUGUACCGGGGGCUGGAGGGGUUCGUGGCUGCCGUGUCCCCCUUCAACUUCACGGCCAUCGGGGGGAACCUGGCGGGGGCUCCGGCGCUGAUGGGGAACGUGGUGCUGUGGAAGCCCAGUGACACCGCCCUGCUCUCCAGCUACGCCGUCUAUAAGAUCCUGCUGGAGGCUGGGCUGCCCCCAAACGUGGUGCAGUUCGUGCCCUCGGAUGGCCCCGAGUUUGGGGACACCGUCACCAGCUCCGAGCACUUCUGCGGCCUCAACUUCACCGGCAGCGUGCCAGUGGAGCAUUUGUGGAAGAACUUCUACAUGGUGCACUCUUCCCUCUCCUCCUUUUCCAUCCCUUUUCCCUUUUCCCGUGUUUCAGAGUGUGGAGGGAAGAAUUUCCACGUUGUGCACAUCUCUGCGGACCUGAGCAGCGCCGUGAACGGGACCCUGCGCUCUGCCUUCGAGUUCGGCGGCCAGAAAUGCUCCGCCUGCUCCCGGCUCUACGCUCCGGCCUCGCUGUGGCCCCACAUCAAAGAGAAGCUGCUGGAGGAGCACGGGAAGAUCAAAGUGGGAGAUCCCACCCAGGAUUUUGGGACCUUCUUCUCGGCGGUGAUCGAUGCCAAGGUGAGCUCAGAGCGGGCCCCGGGCUCCCCCAGCUGUGGGCUUGGGGCAGCUGGGGCCGGGUGUCAGCUGAGCACCAAUGACAAACCCGGGGGUCCCCACUACAUCCUGCGCUGGACGUCCCCUCAGGCCAUCAAGGAGACGCAUGUGCCGCUGCGGGACUGGCGCUACGCCUACAUGCAUUCAGGCCUUAAACCAGGUGUUAAAUCAGGCCUUAAACCAGGAGUGAAACCUGGAGUUAAAUCAGGCCUUAAACNGGAGGUGCUGGAGCUCAUCGACACCACCACCCCCUACGGCCUCACGGGGGCGCUCUUCGCCCAGGAGAAGGCUGUCAUCGAGGAGUCGCGGAGGCUGCUGCGCAACGCCGCCGGCAACUUCUACAUCAACGACAAAUCCACGGGGGCCGUGGUGGCCCAGCAGCCCUUCGGGGGCUCCCGGAUCUCAGGUGACACCAGGGCUCCCCCCCUGCUCCCCUCCGUGUCCCUGCUGUCCCCUGGGGCCCUCCAUGGCCUUCCUGUCCCUCCUGUGCUCCUUGUCCUGUGUCCCUCCAGUCCUCCUUCUCCAAAUCAGGCCCCUAAUGCCAUUUAA